AUGCGACUGCGAACGGAAGAAAGCAGUGGUAAAAAGAUAACGCCCAAUACUGCAAUGGAAACGGCAAGCUUGUUUGUGGCCUGUGCAAUUGUAACUAUGGUAACUAUGGACGAAAUUGUGAAUGCAGUGGAGGCAGAAAAAACAAGAAAAGACUGCAUUCGACCGGGUGACAGUGAGGUGUGUUCCGGAAACGGAAAUUGCCUGUGCGGAAAUUGUAUGUGCUUACCAGACUCGUUUGGAAACAACCGUUACAGUGGGCGCUAUUGUUCUUGUGACCGUAUGAGUUGUCCAAGAUUCAAUGGAUCUGUUUGCGGAGGUAUCAAACAUGGAGAAUGUAAUUGUGGACAGUGUGUGUGUCGGGAAAAUUAUCAAGGCCAGGCGUGCGAAAAUGAAAUUAGAACGGAGAGUUGCGUUGGUUCCAAUGGAAAAGUCUGUAGUGGAAACGGAUUUUGUGAGCAGGGACAGUGUCACUGUAAACAGCCUUUCUAUGGAAAAACCUGUGAGGAAUUUGAUGAGGAACCUAUUUUGGCAAAGUACUGCAGAGAAAGAGGUUCAAAUGAAGUCUGUUCCAAUCGUGGCACUUGUGUACGAGGAAGCUGCCAUUGUAAUCAAGCCGGAUAUCUGACGGACCAGACUUAUAGUGGGAGGUUCUGUGAGUGCGACGAUUACCACUGCGAACAAUACAAUGGUGAACUUUGUGGCGGUGUUGAAAGAGGAACUUGUCAUUGUGGCAAGUGCACAUGUCGAGAGAAUUUUACCGGAUCUGAUUGCUCGAUCUCAAUGUCUGACGAUAAAUGCCGAUCUUCAAAUGGGGGGCUACCUUGGAAUUUAACUCGUUAUUGUAUUGAAAGUGGCAAGACUGAAGUGUGUUCCAAUAGAGGAAAAUGUGUUCAAGGAAGUUGCAGGUGCGAACAAUCGCAUCAUGGCAAUGGGACUUAUUACACCGGCAGAUACUGUGAAUGCGAUGACUAUGCGUGUGAAUUGUUCAAUGGCGAGGUAUGUGGUGGUCGCGAACGUGGAAUUUGCUCUUGUGGGAAAUGUCGUUGUCGUUAUGGUUUUUUUGGUCCUGAUUGUUCCUUAACCAAAGAAGAUGAACAAUGUCUUACAUCAGACGGGCAAACCGACGAUGAAUUUACGCCAUAUUGCAUUGCGAGAAACUCUACUGAAAUCUGCUCCAACCGAGGCACUUGUAUCCGAGGACGCUGUCAGUGUUACAAAACACCUCACGAACUGGAUAAAAAAUUCACUGGCAGAUAUUGUGAAUGUGAUGACUAUAGCUGUGUCCGUGUCAAUGGAAAAUUAUGUGGAGGUGAAGAACAUGGUAAGUGCCUUUGUGGAAAAUGUCUUUGUCGAAGACGUUACACGGAACCCAACUGCACUGACGGCACCCCAGUCGACAGAUGUACAUCCAGCAAUGGUAAAUUGUUCUACAGACGGACGAAACUCUGCAGACAGAGACGGACGCGAAGGGAAGAAGGUGGUGGUAGCCAUGUUGUUCGGCGCAUUCAUAUCUGCACUCCUUAA
Messenger RNA from Acanthosepion pharaonis, 1524 nucleotides. The record is from the annotation of a GenBank genome assembly. NCBI's taxonomy places the organism in Eukaryota, Metazoa, Mollusca, Cephalopoda, Sepiida, Sepiidae.